AUGGACCUGAAGUGGAAUCCUGGCAGAGUGUCUCAUCCAGCCUCAGCUGCAGUGCGGGUGACUGAUUUGAGUUGGCGAGGCAACCUAAAUCCCAGUCUGCUGAUUAAAGAUGACGGAGAGCUACUUAUGGAUGAGUACCUUUCCCCCAGGAAACUGAAAGUUUUGACGGGGGUAGAUGAUCUGCAGCAAGUGAAGGCCCUAGAGAUGCGAGUAGAUACAAGAGAGAACAGCUUGGGGAACCUUGGUGCCUAUCUACCUAAUCUGAGAGAAUUGAAGUUGAACAAUAGCUUGCUUGUGUCUGUGAGGGAUCUUGGAACCACGUUGUCCCAUCUCCGUGUCCUGUGGAUGGCUUGCUGUGGGCUCUUGGAUUUAGAUGGGAUCUCUUCCUGCAGCUCUCUAAAAGAACUCUACAUAGCCUAUAACAGUAUCUCUGACCUGAGCCAGCUGACCUGGUUGGAUCACCUUGAGGUUUUGGACCUGGAAGGGAACAAUAUUGAGGACAUCAGCCAGAUGCAGUACCUGGGACUUUGUUGCAAGCUGAGCCGUCUGACAGUGGAGGGCAACCUUAUUUGUCUGAAGCCAAAUGCAGAAUCUGCAGAGGAACCAAAUUAUAAUUACAGAGCUGAAGUUAAAAAACUCAUUCCCCACUUGGAGUAUUUGGAUGAAAUACCAGCAAGCCAGACUGCUCUGCUUUCUUCAAAGAAGAUGCAUGAGGGUUGGCUAAUCAUCAAGAAAUCUAUCAAGGACGGUGGUUUAGCUGGAGACUUUUCAUGGUUAGAUCUGUAUCUUGGGGCAGUAGCAAGGCAGUCUGGAUGUGGCCCAAGACCCCUGACAGCUUCCAGUCCUGGCACCACACAGUGGCCUGCUAACGCAGGGAGAUCUAGCCAUGCCCGCCUCUUGUACGGUGCCUGUCCUCUUCCAGAUCCCACCGUUCCUGAUGAGCUGUUCACGGAAGAUGACUCCAGUGAUUUGACAUAUGGACUCAGUCAAGUUAUCUGUGGGAACCCCACUAAGGCCCUUCGUGCAAGGAGGCAAAAGCUGGGUCCACCUGCAGUGAGCCCUUUGAAACGCUGCGGUCUGAGGGUUGAAGACCUUUGCGGCUCUGGAGGAGAAGGAGGUCUGCACCAGGGAGAUGUGUUCUCUGAACUGAGAGUAUGGAGAGAGCAGCACAAGCGGUACCUGCAAACAGGUCAGGAAGAAGAAGUCACCCAAGCACUGAAGGUAACUCUUAGUGAUGAUGAAGAGGAUGAAGACUGUAGCCUGGCUGACAGCUGUGAAGAUGAGUUGAGGGAGACCUGUGUCUUCCUCAGGUACUGGACCUACACCUCUGGGGAAGGGUUAGCAUCGGGUAGUGACACGUGCUACUACCCCUUGGUAGGUUUGGCACGGGCUCAGGAAGGUGCAGUGUUCUCCAACCCGAACCAUUGUCUCAUUCCGUCCCCUCCAAAAAGCCCUUCACCUGCAUCUGUCAUGGGUAUUGCAGCAAGACCCUGGAAAACAAGAAACCACAGGAUAAGAUGCCUAAAAAUACCUAGCCAAGAGGAGGAUGGGCAGUGGACACAGCGAUGCCGGGCAAGGGCUCAUCAGGAAACUUCAGCCCAGCCUCUGGAUGAGGCGCUUGCUCUCCUGAGCCAGCACAGCGUGCCGGCCGCCGCCGGAUCCCGAGGGCAGGACCAGUCUGCACGGAGCACCGGCCAGCAAAGACCUAGGUCAGGACCGGGAGCUGGUGGCUCAGCAAGCAUCAGGCCCACCAUAGGCACGAGCCCUCCUGGAGAGGUCAGCCACCACCAGCCAGCUGUCUGCUCAUCCACCACAGCCUCGGAGAGGUUUGGGCUGAUGAACAUCACUUGGCCCCUGACUGCCAGGGCUGUGCUGCAGUCACUACCAGACAGACCCACCGCCUCAACAACAUCUCGGAACAAGAGCCCCUAG
Molecule: messenger RNA, 1932 nt
Organism: Leptosomus discolor (cuckoo roller)
Lineage: Eukaryota; Metazoa; Chordata; Aves; Leptosomiformes; Leptosomidae
Source: RefSeq, a predicted model, not a curated record